Molecule: messenger RNA, 534 nt
Organism: Blepharisma stoltei
Lineage: Eukaryota; Ciliophora; Heterotrichea; Heterotrichida; Blepharismidae
Source: the annotation of a GenBank genome assembly
AUGAUAUCAAUAUUACUUAUAGGACUUGAUAACGCAGGAAAAUCUACAUUGAUAUCUCAUGCCAAGUCACUUCCUGCUAAUGGGAUGUUUGAAAUCACUCCUACAAUGGGAUUUGCAAUUGAAGAAAUUGCCAUGCCAAGCGGCAAUAAAGGAAUUAUUUAUGACUGUAGCGGGGCGGCAAGAUAUCGAAAUAUGUGGGAUCACUUUAUAGGAGAAAUCCAAGGAGUUAUAUACGUUAUUGACAGUGCAGACAGAGCGCGAUUGAGCAUUGUAAAGAAAAACAUUGAAGAAUUUUUUAAGCAUCCUUUACUUAAGAAAAAACCUAUUGUAUUUUUGGCAAAUAAACAGGAUUCUCCAGAUGCUUUAAGAAAAGAAGACAUUAAAAGAAUUCUUAGAAUAGAAAAAAAAUCUCUUUCCAAUCCUUUUUCUGUAAAAGAAGCAAUUUCUGCUACUGGGAUGGGAUUAAACAACUCUUUAAGCUUCAUUGAAAACAACUUACAAACCAAAUUCGAGUACCACUUAAAGCCUCUAUAA